Phascolarctos cinereus (koala) is the source of this 939-nucleotide messenger RNA. RefSeq names its product synthesis of cytochrome C oxidase 2 (gene SCO2). Gene Ontology annotation, biological process: mitochondrial respiratory chain complex IV assembly; intracellular copper ion homeostasis. Gene Ontology annotation, molecular function: copper ion binding; copper chaperone activity. Lineage: Eukaryota; Metazoa; Chordata; Mammalia; Diprotodontia; Phascolarctidae. Gene Ontology annotation, cellular component: mitochondrial inner membrane. The record is from RefSeq and is a predicted model, not a curated record.
CAAGCUCUUUGGCCUCCAGUCUAAGGUGGCUUCCUCUGUUGCCGGCUGAGCCAGAGUCCGACGCCCAUCGAACCAACCUUCCGGACUUGAUCGUGCGUGUAUUCAUCUCGCGAGAUCACAAAAAAAGAGCUUCCGGACGUAGGGUCGGCGGGCGCGUGGAAACGGCGUGGGAGAGGACUCAGGAGUGAGAUGUGGCCCCUCCGGGCUCCAGGCCCCUGGCGCUUGGCCCUGGCCCACCUGCGCUGGGGAGCCCGGCGGUACUCGGGGCCCCCGGGCGGCCCGGGCCUGCGCACCCGCCUGCUGGUGACCGGGCUCUUUGGCACGGGGCUGGCGGUGGCGUGGCUGUCGGCCCGCGCCGAGAAGGAGCAGCGGCAGCAGAGGCGGCGGAUGGAGGCCUUGCGCAGCGCAGCCGUGGGCCAAGGGGACUUCCACCUGGUGGACCACACGGGCCGUCCACGCUGCAAGGCCGACUUCGCCGGCCAGUGGGUACUCCUGUACUUCGGCUUCACGCACUGCCCGGACAUCUGCCCCGAGGAGCUGGAGAAGCUGGCCGGAGUGGUGCGCAGGCUUGACGCCGAGCCAGGGCUGCCGCGCGUGCAACCCCUCUUUGUCACCGUGGACCCCGAGCGGGACGACGUGGCCGCCGUGGGGCGCUAUGUGCGCGAGUUCCACCCGCGGCUACUGGGGCUGACGGGCACCCCGGAGCAGGUGAGCCAGGCCGGCCGCGCCUACCGCGUCUACUACAGCGCGGGGCCUCGGGACGAGGAUCAGGACUACAUAGUGGACCACUCCAUCAUCAUCUACCUGCUCAACCCCGACGGGAUUUUCACUGACUACUACGGCCGCAGCAAGACGGAGGAGCAGAUCACGGCCAGCGUGCGGAGGCACAUGGCCCGCUUCCGCAGCAUGCUCAGCUGAGUGCCCGGGCCCAGCCCCGAC